Messenger RNA from Schistocerca serialis cubense, 2306 nucleotides. RefSeq names its product beta-1,4-glucuronyltransferase 1-like. The coding region runs from base 105 to 1571 and encodes 488 amino acids. The record is from RefSeq and is a predicted model, not a curated record. The transcript has 3 exons. Lineage: Eukaryota; Metazoa; Arthropoda; Insecta; Orthoptera; Acrididae.
GAGAGUGCAAAUACUUGUAAGAGCAGCAAGUAGACGCGAUAACAAAUGACAGGAUGUGAAGGCACUGAAUAUACAUCGGGAGUUUCGCUUUGUUGUCCAAUAAUAUGAGAUGUCGCCUUGCUAAAUAUUUAAGGUCUAAAAUAGCAGUGUCAAUAAUAAUAACUGCCGUAUUUGGCCUUGUUAUCAAAGAAGCACUUUUUCCAGUCAGGGCUUUUUUACUUAACAGUCAUUUUACAGAACAGAAGAAACCGCUGCGGAAAUAUGGAGAUAGUCAAAAUGCAUUGCCUUCACCAUCCCCUGAAAGCCAUAAGAAGGCCGUUUUCAUACCUGCAAGUUUCUUAAACAGUGAGGUACCGAAGAAUGAAAGCUAUUGCAACUUCAAUUACAAGUUUCCGGACGUUUGGAACAUGACAGAAUUGUUUCUCGAGGCAACACCACAGCUAGGAAACAAUGGACCUUACCGAGUAGUGUACAAUCUCAUAGAAGGCCGAUUUGAAGACAACACUGUAGGUGUGACAUAUUGUACACAUGCAACACCAGAAUUUCUUUACCACAUUGCUGAAAUAGUGAAUCGGUGGGACGGCCCAGUGAGUGUAGCCGUUUUCGCACCAGGCACAGAUUUGUUCGUCAGUUUGAGUGUUCUGUAUCACAUGUGCAGAUGCCUCCCCGAAAUGUCACGCGUGACAAUACAUUUGAUUGUACAUUACAAAUAUUUUCCCAUGGAAUCCCAUUAUUCAGUAGUUGGCAGUAAACUGCUCGAAGACCUAGAUUUUUCAAACUGUUCCGCCCCACUAAACUUACUGAAUGGAAGAUUUGAGACCUUUCGACAUCAGCAAAAGUUAACAUAUCCUGUAAAUACGGCCCGUAAUGUAGCGCGAAUUGCAGCAAAAACCACUCACGUAUUGGUGUCAGAUGUAGAACUCUUACCAAGUUCAAACCUGGUACCAGCUUUCUUGUCUAUGUUCAAGAAAUUUAAGCAGCAUUUCGAUAAUGUUAGCCCACAUGCAACAAAACCUGAACUUCAGUUGAAAAGGUAUGUGUUUGUGUUACCUGUAUUUGAAGUUGAAGCAACUGUGCUGAAAGUUCCUAGCACCAAGAAAGAACUUCUACAACUGUAUUCUGAGAACCGGGCUGUGUAUUUUCAUCGCUGGGUAUGCUUACACUGCCAGAGGUUCCCAGGUCUUCAGAAGUGGCUCCAGAAGAAAAGUGACAAUGAAGACACACCACUGAUACAGCCAUUCCUCAUCGUGCAUCGUGAAUAUCCAUAUCAUCGCUGGGAACCCAUCUACAUUGGAACCAACAGUGAACCGCUUUAUAGUGAGAUACUGACAUGGGAAGGUCAGCAAGACAAAAUGACUCAGAUGGCUGAAAUGUGCCUGAUGCAGUAUAACUUCGUAAUACUUGACGGUGCAUUCCUCGUACACACUCCAGGUGUGAAACAUCGUAAAGAUAUCAGUCCAAAUCAGACUUUAUGGAGAAGGCCAUAUGAGUGGGAAAAUAUGAAGCGCUACAGGAACAUUGCACAGACAUUGCUGCAAAAAUAUACAUCAAGGAGAAGCUGCAAAAUCUGAACUGUUCAUUUACUGAUUUCGCUAAAUGUACCCAAAACCUAGACAGAAAUGUGAAUAGGAAGCAAUUGUCAAAAGCUGGAUGUGACAUAUGUGGUAUUGUUUCUCAUUCUUGAAAACACUAGUAUAUUUUUAUAAUCAAUAUUCUUCCAGUAUGAUUGAAAAUUCUGAAAAUUUUUAGUGUUGGCUGUGAAACUUCAGUAAUUAUAUUCAUUUGUGUGGGUGUAAAUGGACUAUAGUUGUGUUUUAGUCAUUCCAAAUCUUCCACAAUGUGUGAAGACAUUAAACAUUUCCAUACUAUAAACAGAUUUCACUGAUUAGGGAAAACUGUUGUAUUGGUGCAUCUAUUUAUUAUAAUAGAUCUUUUUUUGUAAUUUAUUAACCACGUUUUAUUGUGAAAUUAAAAGCAAAGAGAAAUACUGAAUAAAACACCGAGCAAAAAAAGUUCUAAUUCUCACCUACUCCUUGUCAAAUAUGAAGAGAACAUUCUGGAAAGAGCCAUAGUGUUGUAUACUAUUAAUUGUACACUGUUCCAUCAAACUCUCUAUAUGAGAGCCACGUAAGAGAGUCCUGGCAGCACUGGUAGCUGUUGGAGAAGAUGCUUUUUGACCUCACAGUUUUUGAAAAACAUCCUGGAAUACUAGUCACUGUGCCUGGAUUCAUAUUUUAGGUUUAUCUAUGCUGGAAUUCAUAAAUGUUUCUGCUGACUCUCUGCUUGUUUGUUCUAGGAAUGCAAAU